AUGGGAACCCGAGAAGUGUACGAGGAGAAGCUUCGAACUGGAAAUGUGUAUCACCAUGAUCCUACCAUUAAUCCUGGCCUCGGCACCCCUCGCUGCCCCCGUUGUCUCUCUCUCCUCGACUCCGAUUCUAAAAAUGGUGAAUGGACAAUUACUUCUGUCUUGCACGAUGCUACAGCUGUGCCCCUCAACCAGUUGCCUCCUCCAAAUGUCAAACGGGAGCUUAUAAUGCUUUCUUUACCGGCAAUAGCUAGCCAGGCCAUUGAUCCUAUGGCUCAGCUGAUGGAGACAGCUUAUAUUGGCAGUUUAGGUCCUGUACAGCUGGCAUCCGCUGGUGUUUCUAUGUCUAUCUUUAAUAUCAUUUCAAAGCUAUUCAACAUACCACUUCUUAGUGUUGCUACUUCUUUCGUAGCUGAAGAUUUAGCAAAGUCUUCUUCAGGAUUCUCCUAUGCGAGUACAAGCAGAGAAGUUUCUGUCGCUUAGAGCUCUUGGUGCCCCCGCUGUUGUACUUUCUCUGGCUCUUCAGGGUGUGCUAAGGGGAUUUAAGGACACAAAAACCCCUGUAUUCUGUCUAGGCAUGUUUUCAAGCCUCAGCAUUGCAUUUGUACUUUUUUUUUUUUAUCCCCUGGUUACUCUAUUUUAAUUGUUAUAAUUUAUUUCUGUUUAUUUUUAGUCUCUA
Spinacia oleracea (spinach) is the source of this 676-nucleotide messenger RNA. RefSeq lists its product as uncharacterized. Lineage: Eukaryota; Viridiplantae; Streptophyta; Magnoliopsida; Caryophyllales; Amaranthaceae. The coding region runs from base 1 to 480 and encodes 159 amino acids. The record is from RefSeq and is a predicted model, not a curated record. Gene Ontology annotation, cellular component: chloroplast. The transcript is spliced from 5 exons.